UAAACUGACACCUAUCAUAUUUUACAAUACUUAAAUCGAUGUUAACGUAAACGUAAAGCACUUGUUUAUUUAUUAAAUUACGUUCAAUGAUGGAAAAUGAAAGUUCUGUUAAUAAAUUAAAUGAAGAGAUUUCUACAGUUUCAGAAGUCAAAUUAGAUGAUACUCCCUUGACUAACAAUUAUGAUGGAUUCAAAACACCUUUAAUGGAGGAUAUAAGCUUGAGCGAAGAAAAUUUGAACGAUAAAGAUAAAAGUAUAGAAUUUUAUGAUGCCAAUGCUGAAAGUGUGAGUAUAAUUAAAAAUAAAGGACUUCAUUUAAACACUAAUCACCAAAUACCUGGUAGUUCUAUAGUUCAUAAUGCUGCGCAAGUGCAACCUUCGGUUAGUCAUCAAGAUUCUAUUAAAGUAUUAAAAGAUGUUGUCAAAAAGUUUGUUAUGACAUUAGAUGACCCUGUUAUAAAUAGCAUAGAACGAAAUACAGCUUUGACUAAUAUUCCUCACAUUAAAGUUAGGAUUGUUGAACCUCAAAAAGUUGGUGAAGGAAUAAGUGCUUAUGUCGUCUACAAAUUAAUAACCACGAUUCAUAAUGUUCCGGGUGUACAUCAAAACGAAGGAGAAGAAUGGCACGUUAUUAGGAGAUUCAGUGAUUUUUUGGGUCUGCACGAAAAACUAGAAGCAAAAUACUCUCCACUUGGUUAUGUUGUGCCACCACCACCAUCUAAAAGCCUCUUAGGCAUGACUAAAUUAAAGAUAGGUUCCAAAGAUGACACCUUUUCCGCAGAUUUUGCUGAAAGGAGAAGAGCCGCACUUGAAAGAUACAUAAAUCGAACGGCAAACCAUUGGUGCCUCAUGAAGGAUCCCUGCCUUCACGAAUUUCUGCAAGCCGAAGGCGAAUUACCUAGGGCAGUUAACACCUCAUCUUUGAGUAGCAACCAAGUUAUGAAAAUGAUAAACAGAGUUGCUUCUGAUAUCACUAGUAAAUUGGCUCUGACCAACAUAAUCAAAGGCUCAUCUGGAGAAGACAGUGACCACUGGUUUGAAGAUAUGCAAAAUCAGAUCGAAAAUUUGGAUUCUCAAAUGCGAAAAUUGCACGCCAGCGUGGACGCUUUGGUACAUCACAGGAAAGAACUCUCAACCAACACAGCCAAUUUUUCCAAAUCUCUAGCUAUGCUCAGUAACAGUGAGGAAAAUAGCGCCCUCUCUCGGGCUCUUUCUCAACUAGCUCAAGUGGAGGAGAGACUUGAACAAAUAACUGGCUCGGACAUCUUGAAUCUUAACCCGUCUUUACAAACUGAUCAGUUUUCCACGGAUACAACCGAUCUAAUGGUAGGCUUAGCCCACAAUGAUUACUUUACGCUGGCAGAAACGCUCAACGAUUAUUGCCAUUUAGUGGGAAUUGUUAAAAGGGCUUUUGAAACCCGGGUCAGAUCAGCCCAGAAGGUGAGCAAUUGUCGAUUCCAAGUAGAUAAAAAGGAGAAAGAAAUACACUCAUUGGGAAAUAACGGCAGUGGGGAAAAUGGAGGAAGAUUGAGAACUGAACAUAAAGAAUGGGAAGAUAAGCUCAAUGUUGCUCAAAAGGAUUUUGAACUAAUCUCAGAAAAUAUCAAAAAAGAGGUGUGCAGAUUCGAGAAGGAAAGGAUAAAAGAAUUUAAGGAUACCUUUAUUUUGUAUUUGCAAAACCUGUUAAAGGCUCAGCAACAAAUCGUUAAAUGUUGGGAAGCAUUUUUGCCAGAAGCAAAAGUCAUCGCUAUUAACACUUAAUCAAUUGAAUCCAAGAUUUUUAUUUAAAAUAAAAUUUACGCGAUGGAAAUUAAUAUAUAUUGCACAUUAAGGAAAAUGUUUUAUAUUAUUUAUCAAACAAAAAUUAUCGCGCAAUUCAUUUUAUAGUAUACUUUUAACUCGAAUUAUUAUAUAUAUUAAUAUACAAUUGGCACAA
Messenger RNA from Gordionus sp. m RMFG-2023, 1935 nucleotides. Its product is annotated as sorting nexin-2-like. The record is from RefSeq and is a predicted model, not a curated record. Lineage: Eukaryota; Metazoa; Nematomorpha; Gordioida; Chordodea; Parachordodidae. Gene Ontology annotation, cellular component: endosome; endosome membrane. The transcript is spliced from 12 exons. Gene Ontology annotation, molecular function: phosphatidylinositol binding. Bases 87 to 1760 code for a protein of 557 amino acids. Gene Ontology annotation, biological process: early endosome to Golgi transport.